GUAUCCAUGGCUGAACUAUGUAAGCCAACAUUUCCAAUCGGGGAAAUAAGCUCUGAAUUUGAAAAAGCACAAUCAGCGCAAGCAAUAAUCAAAGCAAGAAGGGAUCAACGUCGAUUGGCAAGAGAAUAUGCUAGGACUAAUCGUAUAUCAUUGGAAGAAGCUUUGAGAUUGAAUCUUAAUGAAAAUGAUCAAGAACAACUUGAUAAACAAGAAGAAAACAAAAAAGCAUUGAGUAAAUUUAUAAAUGAACAAGAUGUCGAACCAACACAAACCAAUAGAAUUCAACUUAAUAUUUUAGAUGGUAAAAUUAACUUUAAUGAAGAGUCUACUAUUGUCAAUAAGCAUGCUAACAUGCCAACAAGAAAUCACGAAAUCUAUGAAGAAAAUCCAUUUGAAAAUCCAAUAACUGCAGCAACUUAUUCCAAGUGGCGUUUUACCGAUAUCUGGACCCCAGAUGAGAUGGUUGCCUUUUAUAAUGCAUUAAGUACUUGGGGAACAGAUUUUACAUUUAUUGCUCAGUUAUUUCCUUACAGAACAAGAAAACAAAUUAAGGCGAAAUUCAUCAAUGAGGAAAAGAAGUACCCUGAAUUAGUAGAGUUGGCAUUAAAGAGAAAAUUACCUGUUGAUUUUGAAGCUUACUGUCGUGAAACUAAUAAAAAAUUCGAUACUUUAGAAACUUAUGAAGAAAAAUUGAAGGAAAUUAGAGAAGAACAUGAAAAACAUAUGGAAGAAAUCAAUCGUGAAAAGGAAAAUGCUAUGAAAGCAGAUUUAGAAGCAAGUAGAAGAAGAGAAAUCGAGAUCAGAACCGGUGCUAAGCCAAUGACUAGAAAGGAAAGAAUUGUGCAAUUACGUGCCAAUGAAACAGUCGUUGGUUCUAUUGAUGAUGUAAAGAAGAAGAAAGAGGUUGAA
Hyphopichia burtonii NRRL Y-1933 is the source of this 909-nucleotide messenger RNA. Its product is annotated as transcription factor TFIIIB subunit. Gene Ontology annotation, molecular function: TFIIIC-class transcription factor complex binding. NCBI's taxonomy places the organism in Eukaryota, Fungi, Ascomycota, Pichiomycetes, Serinales, Debaryomycetaceae. Gene Ontology annotation, cellular component: transcription factor TFIIIB complex. The record is from RefSeq and is a predicted model, not a curated record. The transcript has a single exon. Gene Ontology annotation, biological process: RNA polymerase III preinitiation complex assembly. The annotation marks the transcript as partial.